Rotaria sp. Silwood2 is the source of this 516-nucleotide messenger RNA. The record is from the annotation of a GenBank genome assembly. Lineage: Eukaryota; Metazoa; Rotifera; Eurotatoria; Philodinida; Philodinidae.
AUGAGUAGACAGCAAUUAAAUCAAACAACAAAAGCUAAUCAAGUGCUUCGUUCUAUUCUUGACCAAGAUGAAUUGACUACUGUAAAAAAAAAUCUUCAAGCACAAAAAAUUGAUGUAUCCAAUGAAUUUAUAAAUGAUACAUGGCAACGUGUAUACAAAAUUCAUUUUCUUAAACAUAAUUUAAUGACAUGUAUUGAUUGUCGUCGAUUUUUUUAUUAUUAUCAAAAAGGAUUUUCUGAUCAAGGUCUUGAUUGUCAUGAAGUUGUUUUCUUUUGGCGUUUAAAACGUAUGAUUGAAAUAACAAGUAAUGCAAUACGACAGCAAAUAUCAAAUAUUGAAACUCGUCGACUUGAACGAGAAGUUAAAGAUAUAUUAGAUGAUUUCAGUGGAGAUGAAACAUUGAAAGCAAAUCUUCUUAAAGGAAAAAGAGUUGAUUUAGCUGAAGAAUUGAAACGUGUUCGACAAGUUCAAGAAAAACUAGAAGAAUUUAUUGAAGCAUUGAAUACAGAAAAAUAA